This is a messenger RNA of Trichomonas vaginalis G3, 714 nucleotides long. RefSeq names its product glycine-rich protein family. The record is from RefSeq and is a predicted model, not a curated record. Lineage: Eukaryota; Parabasalia; Trichomonadida; Trichomonadidae. The transcript has a single exon. The coding region runs from base 1 to 714 and encodes 237 amino acids.
AUGGCAACACUCACUGUUUCACUCGUUCAAAUUUUUGCUACAAUCAGUGGUCAAGGACAAUAUAAAAUAAUCAAUCUUCCUCAAUACACAACGCACAAUAGUUUCAUUAAGAAGAACAUGGUUCCAGGAGGUUAUGGAGGUGGAGGAAGUUCAUCUGGAUGGUAUACUGGCACUGGAAGUGGUGGCGGUCAAACCGCUGUCAAAUUUGUCAAUAAUGAUUUAUUUCAUAGAGUAAUAGUUAGUGGUGGUGGAGGGGGAACAGACGAUGGUAAUGAUGAUGAUGGAACAGGAGGGGCCGGAGGAAAUCUUGUUGCCCAAGGUUGGUUUGCCAAUGGAAAUUAUGUUGGAAAUUAUUUGGCAAAAUCUGACAGUGGAUUUUCCUUUGGUCAAGGAGAAGCAGCAAUUGAUGCUAAAUCAAGAAACUCCAAAGGUGUACAGUCAUAUGAUAUGAAUGAUAUAGCUGGUGCUGGUGGUGGUUGGUUUGGCGGCUUUGCAAGUCACAGUCCUAUUUCUGGAGCUGGGGGAGGUUCAUCCUGGGCAUUAACUGAAGAUGCAGUGAUUCCUCCAGGAGUUAUUGAUGCAAGAGAUGAAUUUUAUGAAAAUCCUGUAAUGAAGAACUAUGCAUUCACCAAAACAUCAGGUUUUCUAUUUUUCGAUGUCCAGCAUGCAGCAGGUGUUUGGCAAGGAAAUGGAAAGCUUAUCAUAACUUUUUAG